AUGAUUGACCUUCAGAUGCUCCAGCCCGAAAAGGGCGGCGACCCCAAGGUCGUCAUCGAGUCGCAGAAAAAGCGAGGCGCGCCCCCGGAGCUCGUCGAUACCGUCCUUGCUCUGUACAAGGAGUGGACGACAUUGGACUUCCAGCUGAACCGGCUGCAGAAGGAUGGCAAUGCCGUGCAAAAAGAAAUUACGGCCAAGAAGAAGGCAAAGGAGAGCGCCGAUGCCGAGAUGGAGAAAAAGAAGGAGAUUGAUGCAAAGAUCGCCGAGCUGAAGCCAAAGGUGGCCGAGAAGGAGGCGGAAAUGAGGAGCAAGGCAGGGACGAUCGGCAACAUUGUCGGCGACAAGGUUCCAAUCAGCCAGACUGAGGACGACAAUGCGCAAAUCAAGACCUGGCACCCCGACGGUCCUAACGCCCAGGUGGAAAAGAAGCAGGGAAUUCUCUCGCAUCACGAGGUUAUGAUGCGGCUCGAGGCUUUUGACAUGGAACGAGGCUCCAAGAUCUCUGGUCACCGAGGCUUCUUCUUGACGGGCGAUGGCGUCGACCUCAACCAAGCCCUGAUCAAUUACGGCCUCGAUUUCCUGAGGAAAAAGGGCUACAAGAAGAUCAUGACGCCAUUCAUGAUGCGGAAAAAUGUCAUGAGCAAGACAGCUCAGCUCGACCAAUUUGAUGAGGAGCUCUACAAGGUCACUGGAGAUGAAGACGACAAGUACCUUAUUGCAACUUCGGAGCAGCCUAUCUCUGCUUUCCAUUCCGAUGAGCUGUUCGACAAGCCCGAGACGCAGUUGCCGAUCAAGUACGCUGGCUAUUCGACAUGCUUCCGAAAGGAGGCCGGCGCCCACGGCAAAGACACUUGGGGCAUUUUCCGCGUUCACCAGUUUGAAAAAGUCGAACAAUUUUGCAUCACCGACCCGGCUUCGUCGUGGGACAUGCUCGAGACGAUGCUUGCCAACUCGGAGGAGUUUUACCAGUCACUCGGCCUGCCAUACCAGGUAGUUGCCAUUGUCUCCGGCGCACUGAACAAUGCCGCGGCGAUGAAGUACGACCUUGAGGCGUGGUUCCCCUACCAGGGCGAAUACAAGGAGCUUGUCAGUUGCUCGAACUGCACAGACUACCAGUCAAGGAGAUUAGAGGUUCAAUGCGGCGUCAAGAAGCAGGGUGACUCGAAGAGGAACUAUGUCCACAUGCUCAACGGCACCCUUUGUGCCACCGAGAGGGCCCUUUGCUGCGUCGUGGAGAAUUACCAGACACCAGAUGGGCUCACGAUUCCGGAGCCUCUGCGCCCCUACAUGCAAGGACGCGAUUUCCUGCCCUUUACCCGCGAGUUGCCAAAAGGAACGACUAGCCAGCAAAAGAAGAAGUAGCCACAUCGCCCAUGUUCGUCCUUGUAGACUUGACCCAAGUGGUAGCAAUUUACUUUCUUCCAACGGCAUAAGAACAGAGACUGGGGUUACAGGAACGAAG
Molecule: messenger RNA, 1462 nt
Organism: Acaromyces ingoldii
Lineage: Eukaryota; Fungi; Basidiomycota; Exobasidiomycetes; Exobasidiales; Cryptobasidiaceae
Product: serine-tRNA ligase
Exons: 6
Coding region: 1-1362 (453 amino acids)
Biological process (GO): seryl-tRNA aminoacylation
Cellular component (GO): cytosol
Molecular function (GO): serine-tRNA ligase activity; tRNA binding; ATP binding
Source: RefSeq, a predicted model, not a curated record